Molecule: messenger RNA, 492 nt
Organism: Lactuca sativa (garden lettuce)
Lineage: Eukaryota; Viridiplantae; Streptophyta; Magnoliopsida; Asterales; Asteraceae
Biological process (GO): proteolysis
Molecular function (GO): aspartic-type endopeptidase activity
Source: RefSeq, a predicted model, not a curated record
AUGCUAAAUAAGCUACCAAAGAAGAAGGGUGACCCGAAGAGCUUAACUUUUCCUUGCCAAUUUGGUAACUUGGCUACCAUUCAUGCUUUGGCCGAUUCGGGAGCAAGUGUGAACCUCAUGCCAUAUUCACUCUUCAAGAAGCUAGCCCUCUUAGAACCAAGGCCAAUUCAUAUGGUGAUUCACUUAGCAAACAAGACAGUCACUUUUCCAAGAGGCAUAUGUGAAAACUUAUUGGUCAAGGUGGACAAGUUUGUAUUUCCCGCAGAUUUCAUAAUUCUAGACAUGGAGGCGGAUCCUCAAGUCCCGAUCAUCCUUGGAAGACCUUUACUCAACACUGCAAGUACUAUGGUAGACAUGAGGGACUCAAAGCUUACUUUACGGGUAGGAGAUGACUCAGUUACUUUUGGGGUUGAUCAAGCUAUGAAGUAUGCAAGGAAUAGUGAUGACAUGGCGUUCUCAAUUGACAUGCUUGAUGAAUUAAUGGAGGAGUGA